Molecule: messenger RNA, 2094 nt
Organism: Malus domestica (apple)
Lineage: Eukaryota; Viridiplantae; Streptophyta; Magnoliopsida; Rosales; Rosaceae
Product: phenolic glucoside malonyltransferase 1-like
Source: RefSeq, a predicted model, not a curated record
UUGAACCAAUUUCGCAUUUUGAAAGUAAAAAUAGUGUUUAGAGAGUCGGCAACUCAGAAUUUCAGCUAAAUAUAAAGAUAUAUGAAGAAAAAAAGAGUACUGUAAGAUGCUAAGAAGAAAAAACCAAGAAAGAAGAUGAGUUUUACCCAAGGACUCGAGCUGGGUUCCGAGAGAGAAGUCGAGAUGGGUUCGUAGUUUCUGCGAAAGAAAGCUAAUGGUUGCUGCUGCAAGAGAGCCCGUGGUUUAUGGAAGCAAAUGGAAAAGCUCAACUUUUCCGUUUUUUUUUCCAGGAUUACCAACACGUGUACAUCCACCAACACGUGUAUAUGAGAAGUAGCGCACAGAGAGGUACCAACUGGGAUUUUGGCAGAAAUGAAAAAACAAAUCAAAUAGGGGCAAAAAUGCGGACACACUGUUCAAGGAACAGUGUUUUAGUUGAUUUUAUGAUUUAGUUUAUAUAAUAUAUAAUAUUUGUAUAAGUUAUUUGUUUCCAUCUCCAACUAAACAUUAAAUCAUUGCCAUUACACUUGUUUCCGUCUCUCCCUUCAAUGGCAGAGGCAGACCCAAACCUGUUGAAGGUAACUGAGGUUUGCAGGGUAGCUCCAGAACAACAAGGCACACAAGAGUACUUCCUUCUUGAUCUUACUUUCUCUGACUUAUUCUGGCUAAGGUUUCCACCUUUUCAACGCUUAUUCUUCUAUGAAAUCCCUCCUUUCACCGACUUCGAUCACAUACUUCCCAAGCUCAAAGCAUCCCUCUCUACCACCCUCCAACACUUUCUACCUCUAGCAGGAAACCUCACUUGGCCUCAAAAUUCCCACAAACCUAUUCUCAGCUACGUCCGAGGCGACACCGUUUCACUCACAAUAGCCGAGUCUAAUCAGGCUGAUCAUUUCCACCAUCUUUCGAGUAAUGAUUUUGUUGAAGCCAAACAAUACCAGAUGCUUGUGCCCCAUUUGCCAAUAUCCGACGAAAAAGCCACGGCCAUGGCAUUGCAAAUCACUCUAUUUGCUAACCACGGCUUUUCUAUCGGAACAUCCAUGCACCAUGCAGUCCUCGACGGCAACACUUCAACCCUAUUUGUAAAAUCAUGGGCUUACCUCUGUAGACAUGGAGGAUUAAUCUCAACGUCUAAUUCGUUACCGAAUCAGCUAAAACCAUUUUACGGCAGAAUGGUCGUCGAGGAUCAUGCCCGGCUCGCGUCGAUUUACUCAAACCAAUUUCUCAACAUGGACCGACCCAACAAUAGAAGCUUGAUGACUAAAGAGCGUACAGAUCCUGUUUCACUUGACCUAAUUCGAGGCACGUUCCAAGUUACGCGCACAAAAGUUGAAGCCCUAAGGCAAACGGUGAUGGCCAAGAAGGAACAACAAGAACAAUAUCAAUCGAUUCACUUGUCAACGUUUUCUCUCAUAUGUGCCUACGCAUGGGUUUGCUUAGUCAAGGUUGAGGAGAUGAAAGCUGGCGUAUCACUCAUGUUCUUUAGUGUUGAUUGUAGGUCCCGCUUUGACCCUCCUCUACCAGCAAACUAUUUUGGCAACUGCUUAACUGGCCGUAAUGCAAUUGCAGUGACAAAAGAGCUACUGGGAGAAGAUGGCUUGGUUGUGGCUGUGAGUGCAAUUAGUGAAGCCAUAAAAAGUUUGGAUGAGGGGGUCUUGAAAGGGGCAGAGAAUCGGGUUUCAAGUUUGUACAGUGGCGUGCGUAGCAAAGAUCGUACAAAAUUUUCCGUUGCUGGCUCACAUCGGUUUAAGAUUUACGACACUGAUUUUGGAUGGGGAAGGCCGAGGAAGACAGACGUCGUUUCGAUAGACAGGACCGGAGCGAUCUCUCUUGCAGAUAGCAAGAAUGGUGGCGGAGGUGUUGAGAUAGGGUUGGUUUUGAAAAAACAUCACAUGGAUGUUUUUGCUUCUCUGUUUGCCAAAGGUCUUGAGUACAUAUGAUAUUUAAAAUAUUUAUACAGUGAUUGGGUACAUCUGUCUAGGGUUCGUGUGGCGGUGGGUUUUCGAUCGUAAUAUUUAUUUCAUAUGUGAUAAAUGUAACAUUACUUAUUAUUUCAUAAUCAAUCUGUUAAAAGUUUGCACAAACUGAAUCUGA